AUGAGUAUCACGGCCCAGCUGUUGGGGACCCAUCGCCUGGCGGUUGCGCCUUCGCUGCACAUCUUCUGUGAGGGCCCGCGACUGCUCAUCAACGCGGGAGAGAAUGUGCAGCGAUACCACCUCGAGAAGAAGCUGCAUUUACACCGCAUCAGUGAUAUCUUCUUGACCUCCCUGUCGCUUUCAGCCACAGCGGGUCUUGUUGGACUUCUCCUGUCUUUAGAGGGCACUGGAGCCUUUGCAGUCACCGUAUGGGGGCCUCAAGGCUUAAGAUCUAUGCUGCAACUGGCUAUGAAGUCGUUCGCAGGACUCACCACGCUAGAAAUCAACUACCGCCUCCUGGGGCCUCUGGAGGCCCCUGCCGCUCUCUCCGGGGAACGCUUUUGCACGGGGGGUGUCUGCAACGGGGGCUGUCGCCACCGCAGCAGUAUUGGGGGGAGCAGCAGCAGAAGCAAGGGCCUUCGUACGUGUGCAUGCUCGUAUGGACCAACUGUCAAGGGAACGGCGAGCGGGGUUCCCGUUGAGGCCUACUUCCUUCCGCACAGCAGCAGGCUGCUACCGCAGCAGCGCCGCGAGACAUCAACGGACAACCCCCUCCUUAGCAGCCCCCAUAGCUCCAGCAGCAUGCCUAACAACAGCCACUCCCUUUCAGACGACGAAGCAGCAGCAGAAGCAGCAGCAACAGGGGCUGCUGCCGCCGCUGCAGAGGCUUGGGACGCAGCCACAAAGCGCCGCAGGCUCCACUCCGCGGGGUCAUCAUGCUUAGAUUUUGCUGGGGACGAAGGCACUCCCCAGGAAACAGCCAGAGGCAGCGCUGCAGCGACGCCCGUGGGGAUGCGCCAGAAGCCCACACCAGCAAAGACUACCCUGCAUAAUGGCUAUGCAGAAUCUUCCGACUGUCUUUUUCUGCUCUUACGGUGCCCCACAGUGCGGGGCCGCUUCUUUCCAGAAAAAGCAAAGGCCUUGGGAAUUCCUCCUGGCCCCCUGUAUGCACAGCUGAAGAGCGGUGAGCGGGUGCAGCUGGGAGACGGCCGCUGGAUCGAACCCUCGCAAGUUUGCAGCGAUCCUCAGGAGGGAAAGGCCUUUGCUUUUGUGGAGUGCCUUGAGCCUCAACAAGCACUCAAAGCCGUCAGCCUCGACAGCGACGGGGAACUGGAGGCACCAGCCAACAAGGGUGCUCGCAAUCGCUCAUGGGAGGAGACGCAUCCAGGCGCUGUUGCCAACCUAAGGGUCCAAAUAAAGGCGUGUGGACGUCUGACGUGCUGGACGUCGCAUAAGGGCUCCUUCGCGAGUACACCUUUCCUCCACGCAGCGCGCUUAAACAAUUUGUUGCAUAGCCUGAUGCCCCCUCUCUUUCCACGGAGGCAGCAGAAGGAGCAAACAUCGCUUGGAGACGAUCAUCCCGCCACACUGGCGCCCCCUUCCCUCCCUUGCAAACCCGAGGCCCUUCUAGAGAUCGAGCCCCUACAAAAACUGUGGCUCUCACCACCUUCACGGGCGCUGCUGGACGAAGCUCCAAACAAAGCGCAAGAAUCGCACAUCGGCUGCUUUGAGACCUUGUUCGAACCGGCUACUCUGAAGGAGCUGCAGAAGGCUUUUGCACGCCAUCUGCCGACGCCAGAUCUACUCUACGAGGGGCAAGUUCCCCAUGGAUUUGGAGGCCCCGCAUUGAAGAUCCUAGGAACCGGAUCGGCAGCCCCUUCACACUACCGGAAUGUGUCUGCCACAGUUUUGCAGCUCACACCGCACCUGAGCAUGGCCCUUGAUUUCGGUGAAGGCUCUCUCUCCCAGUUGCGCAGUGCCACAGAGACGGAAGAUGAAUUUUUGCAGAUCCUCUUGUCUCUUCAGUUUGUUUUCAUCUCGCAUUGCCACGCCGACCACCACUUAGGAGUGCUGCCCCUGCUGCAAUGCCGGGCUGCCCUCUUCCCAGAUGCAGCUCCCCCCGUCGUAAUUGCACCGUCUCGCCUGCAGGUAUGGUUCGCAUUUGCCCAUAAGGAGCUCGCGUUUAUUCCUCAUGAAUUCGUCUGCUGUGACGCCUUUCUCUCCUCUCUGGAGGAUCCCUUUUCAACAGAACACCUUCCAGCCAUCACGGCUGUCUCAUGGGAGGGCGAGAAUGCAGGCCUUGAGAUACGCACUGUUUCCGUGGACCAUAUCCCGGAAUCGUUUGGCAUCCGUAUCGAUUUCAAGGGUGUCAGCGUUGUCUACUCUGGAGAUACCAGACCAUGCCCUCAGCUCUUUGCGUUGGCGAAGGGCUGCACGGCACUCCUUCACGAGGCCACCUUCGAAGAUGGGCUGCUUGCGGAGGCCAUUGAGAAGAAGCACUCCUGUGUCAGCGAGGUGCUUGAGGGAGCGACCGCGUGCGGCUCCGAAAGCGUCAUCCUAACACACUUCAGCCAGCGAUAUCCAAGGGUAAGUGAGCGAGGGAACCUGUUGUGUAAGGAGUUGACUUUAGUGCAUCGGUGUGGGUGCGGAUGUCUUUUGCAAGUUUCCUCUUCAUCAGGCAACUGCGCUAUCGUGCGUUCCACACAUAGGCUUUUGCCGUCAUCAUUCUUUCCUGCUGUAUCCCUUGCGCCACCACCGCAGAUCCCCCACAUGCCGUUAAACGAUAGGAGCUCCCAAGCUCCUUUCGAGUCUGGUGAGGGAGCCUCUACCUCGGAGAUCUCUAUCCGCAAACCUUCCGUCUUGUACGCCUUUGACGGUAUUCACCUCCCCCUGAAGCAUCUCUCCCUGGUAGCCCCCUGUUUCAAGCUCCUUCCACCCGUUAUAGAGCAAGUCUUCUCCUCCCUAAGCGAAGCUGCCAACGCUUGA
Molecule: messenger RNA, 2805 nt
Organism: Cyclospora cayetanensis
Lineage: Eukaryota; Apicomplexa; Conoidasida; Eucoccidiorida; Eimeriidae
Product: zinc phosphodiesterase ELAC protein 2
Exons: 16
Coding region: 1-2805 (934 amino acids)
Biological process (GO): mitochondrial tRNA 3'-end processing
Cellular component (GO): mitochondrion
Molecular function (GO): 3'-tRNA processing endoribonuclease activity
Source: RefSeq, a predicted model, not a curated record